This is a messenger RNA of Chrysochloris asiatica (Cape golden mole), 573 nucleotides long. It is a transcript of the gene MRGBP, whose product is annotated as MRG/MORF4L binding protein. Gene Ontology annotation, cellular component: nucleus; NuA4 histone acetyltransferase complex. The record is from RefSeq and is a predicted model, not a curated record. The coding region runs from base 1 to 573 and encodes 190 amino acids. NCBI's taxonomy places the organism in Eukaryota, Metazoa, Chordata, Mammalia, Afrosoricida, Chrysochloridae. Gene Ontology annotation, biological process: regulation of transcription by RNA polymerase II. The transcript has 6 exons.
AUGCCGUUGCUAGGCAACAGAGGAGCACCCUCAGACCUUCCUCUGGACAAAGUGGUCAGCAAGAGAGUUGCUGCAGCACAGAGGACCUUAGCCACUGUGGACGCCAAGUUCCCUGGGGACAGAGGCCUGCCUAAAGCCUACUGGGCCGCCAGAGGGCUCGGAGAACGCAAGGCGGGCCGAGCCCCGCUGCGCCUGCGCCGUGCCGGCGCCGGCGCGAGCCCGAGCGCGCACGAGUCUGAGAUCCUCCCUUUCCCGAAUCCGGAGAGGAACUUCGUCCUGCCAGAGGAGAUCAUCCAAGAGGUCCGGGAAGGAAAAGUGCCCAUUGAGGAGGAGAUGAAAGAGGAAAUGAAGGAAGAUGUGGACCCCCACAAUGGGGCUGAUGAUGUGUUUGUAUCUUCAGGAAGCUUGGGGAAAGCAGCGGAAAAGUCCAGCAAAGAGAAAGAGAAGAACUCCUCAGACCUAGGAUCCAAAGAAGGGGCGGACAAGCGGAAGCGCAGCCGGGUCACCGACAAGGUCCUGACAGCAAACAGUAACCCUUCCAGCCCCAGUGCUGCCAAGCGACGUCGGACGUAG